Molecule: messenger RNA, 1299 nt
Organism: Oikopleura dioica
Lineage: Eukaryota; Metazoa; Chordata; Appendicularia; Copelata; Oikopleuridae
Source: the annotation of a GenBank genome assembly
AUGAAGAGAAUAUUUUUACUUUUAUUUUCAGCUUCUGAAGCGAAUGUUCAAGCUAUAAAGCCUGUUCAGGUUGCAGCGGAAUGCCCCGAUCAAAAUAUAGGACAAGUCUGUGACGGUCACUGCUAUGCUCAGUUUAUUGCUUGCAAAGAUGCAUGUAGUGAAUCGAGUUGUGAGAGAACUUGUUUGAUUGAAUAUACAGGAUGUUAUGCCGAUUGUCCUUGUUAUGAUAAUUGCCCGGAUGGAUGUACCGAUUGUCCUCAUAGUAUUUGCACUUGCAAAGAACCACAGACGAACAACAAAUUCUAUCAGCAAUGCUUAGACGAGAGAUCUGACGAAUUAAGUGCUUGCUUGAAGAUAUGCGCAGCAAACAAAAGCUGCUUCGAAAAAUGUUUCUCAGUGUUCAUUGAAGAAUCAGAUGAAUGUCCUUGUAUGGAUCAAUCGCUUUUCAAGGAUAAUCGUUAUUAUAAGAUCCCUCCUCCAAACGAAAAUAAUAUUGAUUAUCUUUGGAAAUCUUCGAGUGCACUACUAAAUGGGCGCAUUUACGUUUUUGGUGGGAAUUAUGACGGUUAUAAGAUCGCCUAUAUUGAUGGCUGUGAAUUCGUUGAGACACAAAUAAGGCUUAUCAACAAGUUUUAUGCAACAGGAGGAUCACUUGUGACCGUGAAAGAGGUGCAUGAUGAGGUGGUUAUAUGUGAAGGAUACACAAAUAAAUGUGAGGCAUUCGAUGGGAAUAUUUCACGAUCUUUACCAAAUACGAGUAUCCAACACAAAUUUGCUUGCUUGGUUCUCUUAGAUGGACAAGCGACGGCGGUCGCCGGAGAAGAUACAAGUUCUGUAGAGACUUUGGCCGUUAGCGGAUGGAUGAAUGAGCCAUCUCAUCCUGCCGGAAAAUUGAGUACCCACACUUGUGUUUCUAUCGGUAAUGGAAUUAUAACAGCUGGUGGAACAACAAGUAAUGACAACAAUGAUGGAAUUGGUUUUAUAAGAGACGUUUUUCUUUUACAAAAUAACAAAUGGACUACGGCUGGCCAAUUACUAAAUACUUACCAUUAUCCGUCAAUGAUAUUUACGGGUUCUUACUUCAUUAUUAUUGAUGGACGAUUAAGAUGCGUCAUUAUAGUCUCGCUGUUGAACGUGCUGAAUGGUCAGGUCUUACGGUUACUUCUUCGAAAAAUAUUUCAACUCAAGAAACGCUCUGUUACCGUCCAAUCAUCUUUGAAAGCGAUCCAAAUAGAUGCGCGAGUUUCUGUUCCGAUAAUUUUUGCUAUGUUUAAGCUUCAGAAUACAGUUAUUGAAUAA